UAGAUUGGAAAGUUUUUUGAAACGGGGAGAAGACAUUUUAAAUACUUUCUCUCAGUCCAUCAAAGGUUUCGAGGUCCAUGCAAAGCAAAUGGAAGAACUUUCAAAUACGGUCGGCGAAAUUCAGACAGAAUUGAAUUUAAAAAGGAAAGAGCCAACGGCAUCCACUUCGGGAACAAAUGAUCAAGUACCACUAAAAAAGAAAACAAGAACAGAAAAUGUUUCAUCAGAAGAUGAGAGCGAUACUGGGGAUGAGCUAGAAAGAGUUUUAAAUGAUAAUAGAGAAGAUAGUUCAAAGGAGGACGAGGAGGAUAUGGUACAAGACAUAGAUUCAUUUUUUGAUGAAGAAUCUACAUGUGGGGACGAUAUAAAACAUGUUGCACUAGCUGAAGCCAUAAACAAAAGUUUGAGGUGCCAAAAAACUGACCAGGAAAAAAUUAAACAACUCCUAGAUAAAUACAAAAGACCUGGCAAUAUAGACAAUUUGCAAAUACCACGGGUAGACAAUUUUCUGUGGGAGCAGCUGAAAGGGCAUACAAAAUCCCAAGAUGUCCACAAGCAAAAAAUGCUUGGGGUGCUGAACCAAUCAAUGGUGCCCCUGCUUCGGGCAAUGGAUCACAUAGUUGGGAAUAAAGCGCCAGACAGCAACACAUUAAAAACGUAUAUCAGUGAUGCAGUUAAGAUCAUGACGGGAGAGGUUAAUAAAACUAACCAACAAAGAAGAGAAGCCAUCAAAAAAGAAGUUUUCCCCAGAUUUAAAUCUCUUUGCACAGAUGAUCAACCGAUAUCAGCCACAGGGUUAUUUGGUGAUAAUUUGGCUGAUAAAAGUAAAAAUCUGGAUGCAUCUAAAUCAGUACAGAUGACCCCUAAAGGAUCAAAUAAGAAGAAUUUUUUAUUCAAACGAGGGGGGGAAAGACCAUCAGAUCAAAGGCCACAGACACAGAACCGAUUCCCUCCCUCUCAUCCACAGUCAACAUCACACAGUCACUGGAAACAGCCAGUAACAAAAUACAGAAAUUCAGAAAAGAGCUUCGGGAAUUUCAAGAAACCAAGGACAUAUCCCCCAGGCCAAAAGAAAAGAACAAUGUAAAUCAGCAUUCUCAUUCCAAAGAUCUUACAGAAGGUAGAGACAGACAGGGCAGAGGCUCUCUUAGUGGCACCAAUAUGGAAAACGCAGAAUUGGUGGCCUUAUCUACAAAAAAUGUUGUGCCAGAAUUGGCUAAUACUUCCUCCGGCCAGAAAAAUCUUGCGACUUCAGCACAAACCGGAGCACAAACAUCCGCUGAAACAUCUGAGACUAGGUGUUUUUCGUAUAUCAGGGACGCAUUACGAAAGCAAAACAUCGUGGACGAGUCAGCAAAUAUCAUAAUGUCAUCAUGGCGCAAAUCUACCAAAAAGAUAUAUGCUGUUUAUAUUAACCGCUGGAUUAAGUUUACUGAUAAAAAUAAUUUUAAUCCACUGGCGCCUAAACCUGCUAAUGUGAUAACAUUUUUAACCUCUAUGUAUAAUUCAGGUCUGGGAUACAGUGCCAUUAAUACAGCGAGAUCAGCUAUUAAUCAGUUAGUUCACAUGUGUUCGGGACUGGAUUUUAAGUGUUGUACUGUAAUAAAUAAAUUUAUGAAGGGUGUGUUUGAAUUAAGACCUGCUUUACCAAAAUAUAACCAUAUAUGGGAUGUUCAGUCAGUGCUAGAUUUUAUUAAACAGUUACCAUCAGAGUUGACAUUGAUGACAUUAACAGGAAAAUUGGCAGUAUUGUUUUUAUUACUAACAGCACAACGCUGCCAAACAUUACAUUUAAUUUGUUUAGAAGAUAUCAUAUUUGUAGAUAAUAAAAUGAUCAUUAAACUUAACCAUAUGUUAAAACAGUCUAAGCCAGGCAGACACCCCGCACCAUUACAUCUAAACGAAUAUUCAGCAGACCAAAGGUUGUGCAUAGUGACAGUAUUCAAGGAAUAUAUUGAGAGGACGAAAAGUCUAAGAAUGAAUAAUAAACUUUUGAUUGGGACACAAAAACCCCACAAAUCUGUAACUAAGUCAACUGUUGCUAGGUGGAUAAGAAUGUUUUUGAAUAAGGCUGGGGUACUAGAGCAUUAUACUCCCCAUAGUAUAAGGACAGCAGCAGCAAGUUCUGCAAACUCUAGAGGCAUUCCUCUUUCUUGUAUACUUAAAACUGCGGGCUGGCAACAUGCUAGAACAUUUAAUAAAUUUUAUAAUAAACAGAUUGUGGAAGAUCAUACUAUGCAAAUGUGCUUACUGGAUUAGUAAAUUGUCAUAAUUUUAAAAUGUGCUUUGCCUUGUAUUCAGUGUUAUACUUUACAUGUACAUGAUUUCAAAAAAUUAUUAUUUCAAAUACAAGUAUAACACCAUAUGGAAGUUAUUUGUCAAAUCAUUUAUUUUACAAAAA
This is a messenger RNA of Ruditapes philippinarum (Manila clam), 2401 nucleotides long. RefSeq lists its product as uncharacterized. The transcript is spliced from 2 exons. The coding region runs from base 89 to 1087 and encodes 332 amino acids. The record is from RefSeq and is a predicted model, not a curated record. Lineage: Eukaryota; Metazoa; Mollusca; Bivalvia; Venerida; Veneridae.